GGAGCGGGAAGGAAAAGAAGAAGGAGAGAGCCUUCCCCCAAGGGCAGGUUGCUGCUGCGUCAGGGGCACCCACUGAUAAGGGUGUCGUCAAGAGUGCUUGUCAGUCAUAGGCAGCCCACCCACGGCUGCGGACAGAGGACAUCAGAGAGCGUCAACAGCCACCAUGUUUUUAAUUAACGUGAGCAGACUGCCCUGAGGGCAGCCGACACACUCACAGACAGAGACGAGCGCAGAGAGAGGGGCAGAUCAAUCAAAUGAGAUGCUUUUGUGUUGGUCUGGUCUGUGUUGGUCUCUCUUGUGGCUGAUGAUGAUGAUGAUGUGUUGACCUGACCAGUGGUUCUGGGACGUGUUAUCGUAUCUUGGUCUGUCGCACAAGAGCGCCAAGAUAUUGUUUUUGGGUCUGGACAAUGCGGGCAAGACGACCCUCCUGCACAUGCUCAAGGACGACCGAAUAGCCACUCACGUCCCCACCCUCCACCCACGUACUGACUGCUCUUCCACACACACACGUGCACAACAGGCAGACAAGAAAGCGGCCCAGCCCAGAGGCGCCUCGGUGAUCGAUGCUGCUCUUUGCGUGUGUGUGUGUGUGUCGUGUGUGCAGACUCUGAGGAGCUGCUGAUCGGCAAGAUUCGGUUCAAGACUUUCGACCUCGGCGGACACGAGACAGGUGGGCAGGGCAGGCGGGCGGCACACACAUGGCGGGCGGCAUCUCCUCUUGUGUGAUGCACAUGUGUGGUGUGGCAUGGUGUGGUAUGUCAGCUCGUCGCAUCUGGAAGGAUUACUUUGCGACGGUGGAUGCGAUAGUGUUCCUGGUGGACGCCACGGACCGCACACGAUUCAACGAAGCAAGGGAGGAACUCAACGUACGCACCCCCUCGCACGCAGCCACACUCCACAGACACACGGAUGAUGCCCUGCCUGAUGGGUGGAUUGGAUGAGUGUGUGUCAUGACAUGGUUGUGUGGCAUCCAUCGGUUGGUCAGCAAUUGCUGGAGUCUCAGGAGCUGUCAACAGUGCCGUUUGUGGUGCUGGGCAACAAGAUCGACGUCCCCAGCGCCGCGAGCGAAGACGAGCUGCGACAGGCGCUCGGGCUCUACUCACACAUGACUUAUGGCAGAGACGUACGGGAGGGAGGGAGGGAAGAGGAGAAAGGAGAAAAGGGCGAAGGGAAAAGACAAACAUCACAUCGGCAUGAUGCGUCUUGUCUUUUGUGUUGUGUUGUGUUGUGUUGUGUGCGCUAACAGAGGAAGGGUGACUCGGGAGUUCGGCCGGUGGAGCUCUUCAUGUGCUCCGUCGUCAAGCGCAUGGGAUAUGCUGACGGUAUGUAUGCAGGCAGACUGCUCGCUGACCCGCUGACCAGUGCAGUUCGUGUGUGUUUGCUCCGCGCAUUUCGUGUGUGUGCAGCUUUCAGAUGGCUGUCGCAAUUUCUGAGCUGAAUGUAUGGAGCCCAUCCACCCACCGUCCCGCCAUCCCACCCACCCACUCACUGUCUCAGACUGACCGACUCACCGAGCAAUGAAGUCUCUGCCUGCCUGCCUGCCUGCCUGCCUGCAUGGAUGGAUGGAUGGAUGGACGCUGCGACCGGCUUGCCUGCGUGUUUGCUACACACCAUACCACACACCACACAAACUGGAGGGA
Molecule: messenger RNA, 1640 nt
Organism: Vitrella brassicaformis
Lineage: Eukaryota; Vitrellaceae
Source: the annotation of a GenBank genome assembly